AUGUCUCAGUGUGUGAGGUCAACAUUAACUCCUUUAAGAACACCCCUGAGCUUUACUAGGACUGUGUCUGCAAAAAGCCAAGCUUUUGGAUCAGUCUCUUUCCUCAGAACAUUGCCUGAGUUCAAGAGAUACCCAAAACAGUGUUCAGUAGUUAUGUCUUGCCAGGGAAAGGACCAAAACCAGCAACAACAGUUGUCUCUUGACGAUCUAGUCACGAGUAACCGUAAAGGAGAGGUUCUUGGCACGAUUAAAGGCUCUCUUUCUAACUGUCUCUCAGAUACUAAUCUGCUAGAGACUGUUCCUGGUCUCAAAUCUAGAAUCAAGGGCAAGGUGAGAGAUAUAUAUGAUGCUGGUGACUAUCUGGUUCUUAUCACAACUGAUAGGUUGAGUGCGUUUGAUAGAAACCUUGCUUCGAUUCCCUUCAAAGGACAGGUUCUUAACGAGACCAGUUUGUGGUGGUUCAAUAACACACAGCACAUAACUCCAAAUGCUAUCGUUUCAUCUCCUGAUAGAAAUGUUGUUAUUGCAAAGAAAUGCAAGGUUUUCCCAAUAGAAUUUGUGGUCAGAGGAUAUGUGACUGGAAGUACUGACACAUCUUUAUGGACGGUAUACAAAAAAGGUGUUAGGAACUAUUGUGGAAAUGAGCUCUCAGAUGGAUUGGUAAAAAACCAGAAGCUUCCAGCUAAUAUACUUACUCCAACAACUAAGGCUGAGGAUCAUGAUGUGCCCAUCUCUCCAAAUGAGAUAGUUGAAGGUGGAUUCAUGACUCAAGCUGAAUUUGACGAAGCAAGCAUGAAGGCUUUGAGCUUGUUCGAGUUUGGGCAGCGUGUUGCCAAGGAGCAUGGACUCAUCCUGGUGGACACAAAAUAUGAGUUUGGAAAAAGUAGUGACGGCUCCAUCUUAUUGAUUGAUGAGAUCCAUACGCCGGAUUCAAGCAGAUACUGGCUUGCGGGUUCUUAUGAAGAACGCUUCAAGAAAGGUCUUGAGCCUGAAAAUGUUGAUAAGGAGUUCCUAAGGUUGUGGUUUAAAGAGAAUUGCAAUCCAUAUGAAGACGAGGUCCUCCCCGCUGCUCCAGCAGAACUCGUGACUGAAUUAGCUUGGCGGUACAUUUUCUUGUAUGAGACCAUCACUGGAUCAAGAAUUGACAUUGUUCCAACACAGAGCAUGAAGCCAAAGAAGGCAGACACUAUUAACUCUAUUUCGAUUGUUGUAACAAACUGA
This is a messenger RNA of Eruca vesicaria subsp. sativa (arugula), 1221 nucleotides long. The record is from the annotation of a GenBank genome assembly. NCBI's taxonomy places the organism in Eukaryota, Viridiplantae, Streptophyta, Magnoliopsida, Brassicales, Brassicaceae.